Marchantia polymorpha subsp. ruderalis is the source of this 1104-nucleotide messenger RNA. NCBI's taxonomy places the organism in Eukaryota, Viridiplantae, Streptophyta, Marchantiopsida, Marchantiales, Marchantiaceae. The record is from the annotation of a GenBank genome assembly.
GCCGGGGAGCUUCUCAUGCCCCGUGGCCAGCAACUCGUGGAUGCAACGGAACAUGAUCUGGGUCUCAUCAGAGACAAGACGUCGCGUCAUGCGUCGCUUCUUGGAAUGAUGGAUCCUCUUUUCGAAGAGCGCACAUUUGUUCCUGCGACCGAAGCGUUGGAACAUUCGAUCGGAGCGUCGUGUACGUAAUUAUCUUGACAUUUGCAGCCGAGCUCGGCUCUGGCAGAUGAUGGCGUGAGGGAGGGUUGAAUUUUUCGGAACGGUGCUAUGGAUUCAUGGAGAUUGACUCUGAGCCGGAGGUGACAGUGGAGUGGAUUUCUUUGAGAUCACAUCCCUCCGGAGUACUCUGUCUGCUGAUCACAGUGGGAAUGGUAAACUCCUACAGGCUCUGACUGGGGAAAGUCGGUCGACUUUGUUCGCGUUCGAAAAAAUUGAUAAGAUUUGGAGUAGUACGAGGCCUUGUGCUCGAGGAUCACCGAGGAUCAGUUCCCGGUGACUGUGAGUGAGCUGGGGUUUCUCUGUAACCACAACCGCUUUUUGUCUCGAUCUUUGCAGAUCGACAUUGCUCUUUCCUUUGUCUACCGUGACUUCACUCAUUCACCCGCAGGAAUUAUCUCAAGGUAACUGCAAUGUUGUUCGGAGAUUCCAGACCUUGGCUCGCGUUGCGGCCGCAGGCCACGAAACACCUCUCUCCUGCACGUUUGGCUUACGAUGAUACAAGCUUUCGUGCAUGGUGGGGCAGAGCAGUUCCUAUCGUGCAUGUUCAUUACAAAAUCAUGUGCAUGUCCGCUCAUGUUUUCGUUGACAGGGUAGCACGAAGUCGGGUAAGGAACUCUAGGGUAGCAAGAGCUGGUUGCCACAAGGCACCUCAUAGCUUGAAAUAUGCUUGACCUUGCGGACGGGGAUAAGAGACACGAUGACGAGUCUCGACCCCGUGACAGACUACACAAUGCUCGGCAGAAAACUACAGCACUUAACAACCGGGGUUUGAUUCUGGUCGCGGCCUGUGGUCAAGCUCCGAAGAAGACGAUCCUAAUCUAGAGGAAAGUAAGACUAGGAGAAUCCUCUAGAGCAAGUGGCGAUCGUCACAGCGUUCAUCCGAGC